UUCGUUUUUCGCAAGAAAGCGGGGCGGACCGCCGACUGUCCUCCGCUAUUUGUAGUCCGCCUCUGCCCCGGCGUGACGCCCUUGUUGCUUGCUCUUCGUUUCUCGCUCUCCCAAAUCUAGGGGUCCAAAAACCGCCGCCCCCGAACACGGAGAUCGGAUGAGAGAGACAGAGGCCUUCGAUCGGAGACGCAUCACCUAAUUGACAACCUUUACCUCUUUAGGGUAUCCUUGAUCGCAGACUUCCCUGACAUGAAUUUUUCUGGCUAUUCUACCAUGAGUAUUUGUAAAUACUGUAAGUUAGUAGGCAUGCUUCGUGGAGACAAGUAAAUCAGAGAGAAUUAGUCAGUGGUUUGCAGUUAUCAUCGUGAGUAAAAAUGGAACAGAUGAACGUAAAGGCAUUGGAUAAAGGUGAAAAACAUGAUCUCAAGAGGAAAAGAGAUCCUGCCUUAUACUUCACUGAUGUUGGCCAAGGCCUGGUAGGAUGUGGUGAUCAUCUUAUUCCAGGCCAAUCCUCUCGAAGGGUUUCCAUCACAAAAGGCUGUAAAACUAACUUAGGCUGCCAUCCAGAGACUCAUAUUCUCAAGAAUUAUUACAACUUCACAAAAAGUGGGUUGCCAAAACGUGUGCUGGCAUAUGAGAAUGGUGAAUGGAAAGAUUUUCCUGAGAAUAUUGUGAGUUUGGUUCAGGAAGAUUUUCGGUCAAAGAAAGCGAUUACUGAGGCAGGUUUUCGAAAUCAGCAAUUGUUGUUAGACUACAUUUACAUGAUUUGUAUAGUCUUGGAAACAGGUUUGGUGAAGCCAAUAGCUUGGAUUGAUGAUCAUGGAAAAUGCUUCUUUCCAGAAUUACGUCCUGAAUGUUAUGUAUUGCAUAGAUACCAUCACUCUGACAAUGAUAUUCAGGUCUACAUGAAUCCUGAUGCAAAUAGGAAACAUGAAACAAAUGACCAUUUUGAGAUUUCCAUUAGUGCAGCUGAAAGCUCAAGUUCACGACCUGAUGAUGAGGCUAUGUCUAAUGUCAAGAGGGUCAAGAGUGAAAAGAAUUCUGCUAGUGAUUGUAAUAUUUAUGUUGAAGUCAAUGAAGCAGUUGGAGAAAAUGAGUCAGGUUCUGCAUUACCUUCUAAUGUCCCUGCUUCUAGAAUUUGUCAAGCACCUGCAAGUGGUUGCCAAGUUAAUAGAGCUGUGCAGGAAAUGUUACUUCAAGGGUUGGGCAAACUCAUUGAUGCAAAAGACAUUCUUGGAAUCCUUAGGACCCCAUUGAGAAAUGAUUUAGGUCAAGUUCGUUUUAACCUUUUCCAAGAGCAGGUCGAAAUUGCUAAAAAGGUGCGUGGCAAUGCAAAUGUCCGUUACGCAUGGCUUGCUUCAUCAAAGGAUGCAGUGGAAGGGAUGAUGUUGCAUGGGACUCUGACAAGACCUGAGCAGAAAUGCCUUUAUGGCAAUGGCAUUCAUCUCGCCCCUGCAAAUUGUUCUAAAAUCUGUGCUAGUUAUUCUGAUGUUGACGAAAAUGGUGUCAUACACCUAAUGUUGUGCCGCAUUAUAAUGGGAAACGCGGAACUCAUUUACCCUGGGUCUAACCAGUGUCAACCUAGUAAUGAGAACUUUGACACUGGUGUAGAUGAUCUUCAAAAGCCAACUCAUUAUAUUAUAUGGGAUAUGAAUAUGUAUACCCAUAUAUAUGCAGAAUACAUAGUGACUUUUAAGGUGACCUCCAAACUUAAAGAAUGGCUGGUUGGGAAAGAAAGUAAAUCUAAUGUAUCUGCCCUCACAAAUUCUGGUUCACCUCACAGCUUAUUACAGGAUAAGGCUUUUCAGCCAUCUCUGGCCUUUGGAAAUAAAGCUCAGGCUCCUGUGUCCAGAACGAUGCCAAGAAUUCCAACCUCACCGUGGAUGCCGUUUUCAAUGUUAUUUGCAGCAAUUUCAACUAAAGUGCCUCCGGAGGACAUGGACUUGGUUCACACUCAAUAUGAUGAAUUUAAGAAGGGAAAGAUAAGCCGGAUUGACCUGGUGAAGAAGUUAAGGCAGAUAAUUGGAGACAAACUAUUGGUCUCUACUAUAAUGAGGCUGCAACACAAGAGAGUUCUGUUAAAACUUGAAUAGCAACCAUGGUUGUCAGCAUCUUUCUACCUGCAUCCACAGUUACCCCCCAUGGCUAGACGAGAGCCCCCAAAAUGCUGGUCUCACAACUUGCCACACGAGUCUUGACAUGGCGAGGUUAAGUUUGAAGUAAGUAUGAUGGUUCUCUUACAUCCGUACUCUGCUAAUUCUUGUAGGCAGUGGAUAAACUACUGAAGAUGUGGUAUUAGGUUAAUGUAGAACAAUGCCGACUGUUGGUACGCUACUGCGGAUUGCUUUUUUGUUUUGCUGGUGUACUUGUAAAGUGGGUGGGACUUGCUUUUCUUUGCAAUCAAAUGUGACCAUGAGGAA
Molecule: messenger RNA, 2420 nt
Organism: Musa acuminata AAA Group (dessert banana)
Lineage: Eukaryota; Viridiplantae; Streptophyta; Magnoliopsida; Zingiberales; Musaceae
Product: inactive poly [ADP-ribose] polymerase RCD1-like
Exons: 8
Coding region: 375-2093 (572 amino acids)
Molecular function (GO): NAD+ poly-ADP-ribosyltransferase activity
Source: RefSeq, a predicted model, not a curated record